Messenger RNA from Homarus americanus (American lobster), 1508 nucleotides. RefSeq names its product E3 SUMO-protein ligase ZBED1-like. The coding region runs from base 20 to 1468 and encodes 482 amino acids. The record is from RefSeq and is a predicted model, not a curated record. The transcript has a single exon. Gene Ontology annotation, molecular function: protein dimerization activity. Lineage: Eukaryota; Metazoa; Arthropoda; Malacostraca; Decapoda; Nephropidae.
UGAGCGAUUCCGCAUACUCAUGGAGACAGCAGAGCCGAUGUUUACGAUGCCCAGCCGUGAGCAUCUGAGUAAUGUGCUCCUACCGCAGUGUUCAGCCAGUGUUCAGACAUCGUUGAAGACCCAGUUACAACAGGUGGAGAAUCUGUGUCUCACCAUCGACCUGUGGUCCAGUAACGACACGAGGUCAUUUAUUGGUGUGGCUGGCCACUUCAUCCUAGACCACACAAAGAACAGCGUUAUGCUGGCAUGUCGCCGCUUCAGAGGUUCUCAGACGGCAGACAAUAUCUACGACAUGUAUCAAGAGACGCUGACCUCCUAUGACGUGGCAGGCAAAGUGUCCGCCAUAGUUACUGACAGCGCAGCAAAUAUGGUGAAGGCGUUCACACUAUUCCCAGUAAAGCAACAUGAUGAGGACGAGGAUGACCAGUUUGAGGACAGUGAUCUGACACCAACUGAUUACAAUACAAAGUACGACCACCUACCCCCUGACCGAAGUCCAUGCUUCGCCCAUACAGUUCAACUAGUGGUGAAAGACGGCAUGGAGCAUGAUGGCCAGGUAAAACACGUUCUCACUAAGGUAUCCAAGCUCGUCAACUUCUGUAUGAGAUCAACAGUGGCUACAGAAGUGCUCUCACCUCAACUCAAUCUCCAGAUGGCAACUUGUACACGCUGGAAUAGUCAGUUGACUAUGAUGAGGUCGGUACUCCGUGUAUCACCUCAAGUGUGGGACAACCUUGAUACUCCCUACAAACUGAACCAAUAUGAACUCAACACCGUCAAGGAGCUCUGUGAUAUCCUCGAGCCGUUCAAGUAUGUCACUGAUCAGAUUCAGCGACAGCACACGGUGACAUCCAGUCUGGUGGUGAACUGUGUCCGUGGCCUUCGGGCUACUUUAGCUAGUCUUCGUGAAGUGUACAAUAGUAAGCUUGUCUCAACACUUCAAUCCUCAGCUGAGACUCGCCUGAGUAAGUUUGAGUCCAUGGAGAUUUUCCAACUCGCUGCCACCUUAGACCCACGCUACAAGCUGGACUGGUGCCGUGACGAUGAAGUCCAAAACAUCCGUGACCUGCUGACUCAGAAGUACAACGACAUGGCAGCCAGUGUCAGUCGUGCAGACACUUCAACUGCUGAACCACCACCGAUGAAGAGGAACAAGUUCUUCGCCCUGGCCAACCGAUCCUCAACACCCAGACCGACUCCCUCCGACUCUGAGGUCUCUCUGUACCUCAGCCAGCCGUGUCUGCCAGAAGAUGUCGAUCCUCUUGACUACUGGAAGGCCAAGCACCCCGAAUUCUCAGUCCUCACCAGGCUUGCGUCACGAUACCUGGCCAUCCCUGCUACAUCAUCUCCCGUGGAACGACUGUUUUCCAAUGCUGGCAAACUCUUCAGGCCAGAGAGAUGCAACCUGAGCGAUAACCGCUUUGAACAACUCAUGAUGAUCAGAUGUAAUCCUCAUGUUCCUCAGUAAUCUAGACUCUAGCAUAAUGAGUAGUAGUGGUCAAAAAUUU